AUGUUCAUUGACUUGCAACCAGCCGCAGCAACCAAAACUUUCAGCUCUCCCUCUCUCAUCUUCCCAAUUUCCUUCGCCUGAAAAUUCCUCAUCGAUCUCGGAGAUUUCUGACGGCACUUAUCUUUCAGACGAGAAUGUUUGUGUCGAAAAUUGUGGUUCCAUGCAGAGAAGUGUUAAUUUUGGGAAAUGGGAGCAAAAGCCUUGGUCGGCUGCUAACCCAGGAAGGCUGGAUGAUGGAUUCCGCGAGUUUGAGAUGUGGAGAAGUCCUGGAUUGUUUGAUCAACCAAGCUUGUUAGAAAAAAUAGCACCCAGGGAUGGAACUCAGCAACCUUUUUCCUACUUCGCUCGCCAAUGGGAUAGCGAUCUGAUAGAUCGUGCCUACUGCAUUAAAUGCAAGGCUUCACCAGGCAACUGUAUUGUCAGUCCCAACCUUCACAAGCAAUGUCAUUCAUGCAAGAAGGAUUUCUCCAGCUCAUUUAUAAGCUGCAGCUUCUAUAGCUGCAUUCAGCCGCAGAAACCUGCUGGGUUCUAUGACUCCUUUCCAUCUCUGUUAAAAGCGGCUUAUUCAGCCACGGCCAUCCAUCAUCUUCCAUCUUCCGCGCAACCCAACCAAAACCUGAGGAUCCAAAACUGCGGUCAGGGGUGAGUUGGAACUCCAGUUAUCCUGUUCGAUAUAUGUCGCAGAGAGGUCGGCCGUAAGCAUAUGGAGGAAAUACAGUUCCUCCAAUUUUGUGAUGCUUCGUGGAUCUCCCUGUGAAAUCUUGAGCCUGUACAGUUCUCUAGAUCUCUUUAGUUUGAUAUCUUCCUCGGAGUAAGCAGAUGGAGUAGAUUGUUAAGUAAUCCUCCAAAUUUUGGGAAUGCUUGCUCGAGCUCGUAAUAAUUUGGCUGCACAUAGCACCCAUGUAAGUAGACGAUGUAAAAAAGAACGGGGAAAUAAAAUGAAUAGGGCAGUGUGCGACAUCUUCUUUUGAUAGCAUUUGAAGUUAAAAGUUUUAUGAAUGCUUGCCAUUUUGAAGUUUGGACUGAAUAGA
This is a messenger RNA of Phalaenopsis equestris, 1031 nucleotides long. RefSeq lists its product as uncharacterized. The record is from RefSeq and is a predicted model, not a curated record. The transcript is spliced from 3 exons. Lineage: Eukaryota; Viridiplantae; Streptophyta; Magnoliopsida; Asparagales; Orchidaceae. The coding region runs from base 161 to 646 and encodes 161 amino acids.